Molecule: messenger RNA, 1239 nt
Organism: Hyphopichia burtonii NRRL Y-1933
Lineage: Eukaryota; Fungi; Ascomycota; Pichiomycetes; Serinales; Debaryomycetaceae
Exons: 1
Coding region: 1-1239 (412 amino acids)
Biological process (GO): proteasome assembly
Molecular function (GO): proteasome binding
Source: RefSeq, a predicted model, not a curated record
AUGUUCUCGUCCCAAUUAAGGAAUCUAGUCUCUUUGAGAGCUAGAAAUAUUUCUAAAAGGAUCAAACAAGCUUUAGAAGAGUUAAGUGAACAUAUUGAAAACAACUUGGCCAAUCAUCCUUCUAAAUCACCCGUUCCAGUUCCAGUAAGGGUUCCAGUACCUUCAAGAAGGUUCAAUAAGAAUAAUUUUGGUGCCCAUGGUUGUAGAAGCAAACGAUUUUUACACUUAUUAAGUUCAGUUUUGGAUCAUUUUACUAAAAUACCAAAACAAAAAUUUAUUAAUGUUGGUAGUUCAUUACAGAAAAGAAGCUAUUCUAACUAUUCAAAUAUUCUUAGUUCAAAAUAUAAGAUAGGUUGGUUUAAGUUUAUUAAUCAAACGAGUAAAAAUACUUUGAUUUAUAAAAAUUUCCAAUCAAGUUAUCAACUGUGGUACCGUUUUAAAUUUUAUAAAGCACCAACGGUAAUUUCCGUUCUUCGUCAAAGCUUAGGGGUUGAUUCAUUAUCUAAUAAGAGAUUAAAGCUUAAUCAUUCAAAAUUUUAUGAAGAUUCUAAACUUGAUCAACCAAAAUCGAACUUGUUACUUAAUUUAUCAUUAUCCCCUAAAUUUCAUGAUACUAUAUUGAAUUUAUCCAAAAAUUCAAAUAUUGAAGAUGACAUUUCUGUCACCGAACACGAAAUUAUCAAAUCUUGUUAUCUUGAUUUCUCAAUUAAUCCAAAAUUAUUAAUUCCUUCUUCAACUAUCUUAAAUGAAGAUAUUUUGAAUGAAAUGAUUGAAAAUGUUAAAACUUUUGAAAAAACUCUAAUUGAAAUUAAAACUGAUUUAAUUAAGUUAAGCGAAUUAGGUGAAUUACCCCUUAAAUAUUUAUCAAAUCAAAAUAUUAUAAGAAUUUAUUUCCCUAAUUGUGAUAAAAAUAAAUUACAAUCUCUUUUAUUAGAAAAAGAUAUUCACCAUGGAACCAUCUACGAAGAAGAAGAUGCCUUUGAUAAUCUUUCCUCUUCAUCAUCGUCUCCUCCUACAAUUCCAAUCAGCGAAUUUGAUAUCUUGAGUAAUUUUAACUUAUCUGAUAACCUGCAAUCUUCCAUCAAUGACGAAGAUCACGAUUUGAUUUCUACCAGUGAAGAAGAUCAACGCUUGAACUCUUCCUCAAUAAAACAAAUCGAAACCGAGUCAAUCAACCAAGUUAGAACUAACUCGAAUAAUAUCCAAAUUAAUAGUUACGACGAUUUUUACUGGGCCUAG